This is a messenger RNA of Perognathus longimembris pacificus (Pacific pocket mouse), 2053 nucleotides long. RefSeq names its product gigaxonin (gene Gan). The coding region runs from base 99 to 1892 and encodes 597 amino acids. Lineage: Eukaryota; Metazoa; Chordata; Mammalia; Rodentia; Heteromyidae. Gene Ontology annotation, biological process: cytoskeleton organization. The record is from RefSeq and is a predicted model, not a curated record. Gene Ontology annotation, molecular function: protein binding. The transcript has 11 exons.
GGCGGGGCGCGGGGCGUGCGGGCGGGGCGCGGGCGGCUCGAGGGGUCGGGCCCGGCGGCCUCGGGAGCCCGACCGGCCGCGGAGGAGCGGGCGCCGCGAUGGCCGAGGGCAGCGCCGUGUCCGACCCUCAGCACGCCGCGCGCCUGCUGCGGGCGCUCAGCUCUUUCCGCGAGGAGUCCCGCUUCUGCGACGCGCACCUGGUCCUGGACGGGGAGGAGAUCCCCGUGCAGAAGAACAUCCUGGCGGCGGCCAGCCCGUACAUCAGGACAAAGUUAAACUAUAAUCCUCCAAAAGAUGAUGGAUCCACUUAUAAGAUUGAACUUGAAGGGAUAUCGGUAAUGGUUAUGAGAGAGAUCCUGGAUUACAUCUUCAGUGGGCAGAUCAGGCUCAAUGAAGACACAAUCCAAGAUGUGGUCCAGGCAGCGGACCUGCUGCUACUGACAGACCUAAAAACCCUGUGCUGCGAGUUCCUAGAAGGCUGCAUCGCAGCUGAGAACUGCAUCGGCAUCCGCGACUUCGCGCUGCACUACUGCCUGCACCAUGUGCAUUACCUCGCCACCGAGUUCCUGGAGACGCACUUCCGGGACGUCAGCAGCACGGAGGAGUUCCUCGAGCUCAGUCCCCAGAAGCUCAAAGAGGUGAUCUCUCUAGAGAAGCUAAACGUUGGCAACGAAAGAUACGUGUUUGAAGCAGUCAUCCGAUGGAUAGCGCAUGACACGGAACUAAGAAAGGUCCACAUGAAGGACGUCAUGUCGGCGCUCUGGGUCUCAGGGUUGGACUCCAGUUAUCUACGGGAGCAGAUGCUGAAUGAACCGUUGGUGCGAGAAAUCGUCAAAGAGUGCAGCAACAUCCCGCUGAGCCAGCCGCAGCAGGGGGAGGCCAUGCUGGCCAACUUCAAGCCGCGGGGCUACUCGGAGUGCAUCGUCACGGUUGGCGGGGAGGAGCGAGUCUCUCGGAAACCGACGGCAGCCAUGCGGUGUAUGUGCCCCCUCUACGACCCCAACCGGCAGCUCUGGAUCGAGCUGGCCCCCCUCAGCAUGCCCAGGAUCAACCACGGGGUGCUCUCGGCAGAAGGAUUUCUGUUCGUAUUCGGGGGCCAAGAUGAAAACAAGCAGACCUUGAGCUCGGGAGAAAAGUAUGACCCCGACGCCAACACGUGGACCGCGCUGCCCCCCAUGAACGAGGCCAGACACAACUUCGGGAUCGUGGAGAUCGAUGGGGUGCUGUACAUUCUGGGAGGGGAGGACGGCGAGAAGGAGCUGAUCUCCAUGGAGUGCUACGACAUUUAUUCCAGAACUUGGACAAAGCAACCUGACCUGACCAUGGUCCGAAAGAUUGGCUGCUAUGCAGCUAUGAAGAAGAAAAUCUAUGCCAUGGGUGGAGGGUCGUACGGAAAGCUGUUUGAGUCUGUGGAGUGUUAUGAUCCAAGGACACAGCAGUGGACUGCUAUCUGCCCGCUGAAAGAGAGGAGGUUUGGAGCGGUGGCCUGCGGCGUCGCCAUGGAGCUCUACGUGUUUGGGGGAGUCCGGAGCCGGGAGGACAUCCAGGGCAGUGAGAUGGUCACCUGCAAGUCUGAGUUCUACCACGACGAGUUUAAAAGGUGGAUCUAUCUCAACGACCAGAAUCUGUGCAUCCCCGCCAGUUCCUCUUUCGUCUAUGGCGCUGUCCCUAUAGGAGCCAGCAUCUACGUGAUCGGAGACCUGGACACAGGCACCAACUACGAUUAUGUGCGGGAGUUUAAGAGAAGCACGGGGACCUGGCACCACACGAAGCCGCUGCUCCCCUCUGACCUCCGCCGCACGGGCUGUGCCGCCUUGCGCAUCGCCAACUGCAAGCUCUUCCGCCUGCAGCUGCAGCAAGGCCUGUUCCGGAUCCGGGUCCACUCGCCCUGAGGAGCCCGGCAGCCGGCAGGCCCCGCCCGGCCCCGCCCAUCAGCCACCGAGACCUGCUCUGCGGGGCGUGGGUAUGGUCGCUCCGCUUAGAAGCUCCCGAGGAGGCCUCGUAACUGUUGCAAAGCCAGCCCCUCCAGCCGAGGCGUCCGCGGAGCACGGAG